CUCCGUCCUCCCAGGUCACUCACUUAUUGCUACCUCCGUCCAGCCCGCGCGACCUCUUCCUUCUCGCGACGUCCACCUCCGAACUCCUCCUCUCUUCAUGUUACCUUCCGAAGCUGUAGACGGAGCCCAGCGAUAUGGCGCUGCAAGUCUACAUCGCGCAUACGGGCGCGCGCCUGCAGACCGAGCCUGGCGCCUUCGCAUCGUUGGAUGGGUUCAAGGCGUGGGUCGCGGAUAAGGGGGGCGUGAGUGUGCAGAAUCAGAUAUGCUUGACGGGAAGUGGGAAGUCGGCGAGGACGCAGUCGUUGUUUACUGAGCACGAAAUAUUCGUAUAUAAUCGCCUGAUUCUCAAUGUCUCCUCUUCGAACUCGGCCAUGGAACAGGUCUCGCAGCUACCGAUGCCCGCUACAUACGAAAUCGAAAACCCUCCCGAUACGAUAGCAGACCAAAAUGACCUGGGCGCAUGGAAAGACCUCUUCCACGCGCGGAGAGAAUGGGCAUCCAAGGUCGUCAACGAUAGUGAACGCAUAUCAAGGGAGGCACAGAAGCGGUUUGGUGAGAUAGACGUGAUUGCGCGCUCUGUCUAUGCCGCCGUUGUCAACCUGGGGGGGCAUGUCGCGGGGCUGGAGCAAAAAUUCCCGCAGACACAAAAAUGGGCGCAGGAUAUCGUAGACGAAUACGGCAUUAGGAUUUCAGAGCUAGAGCAGUCGGCGAAGCUCUUGAGGACGUUGCCGGUAACGACGACAAUGUUCCGAUUUAUUAGCGGAAAGAAUCCGAAGGGUGGGAACCAUCAGCCGAGCCUGGCGGACUUGAUCGAUAUAAACGAUAUCCAGCAAGCAGGAGCUGAAGCCAGUGAUGUUAUAGCAGCGUUAAGGACGAACCUGGAUGAUAUGACACGCAACCUUAAGAGGAUUGACUCUGGCAUGGAUAAGAUUACGAAGAAGGAAAAGGACAGCGUUGGGGCAUCUGCCAUGGCGAAAAGCGAGGAGCCAGCGGGUCUCCUGGCGGACAUCAAAGCCAUUUUAAAUAAGAUCGGGAAGGAUUACGAAAAUCUGUUAGCUUACGCCGAUACACCGAAAUCGAUAUCUCAGGCCUCCAAAACUGCCCUGCUCCAUACCAGAAGCUUCUUGCCAAGCCUUUCGAAGAGGUGCAUGGAGAUGAGUGAGGUCCUAGCUGAUGCAACCAACAUGCGCAACAGUGCUGCUGUCGAAGCUGUGGAGACCAUGCAGGGCAUUGCUACUCUUAAUACGUUGUGCACUGAGAUGAACCGGAGGACUGAUGGCCUAGAGAUUUCGGAUGAUGGGCAGAAGUCAUUGGAACUCAUACUACUUGUUGCACGACUUCCUAUUGUCUAUGCUUCAUUCGUGGCCGAAGCUAUCUGCCGCCGCGAAUGGUCUGACAAGAUGAAGAGUGACUCGUCUACCCUUGGAAAUGAAAUGGCCUCGUUUCAGGACGAGGAAGGACGAAGACGCAAGAAGUGGCAGAAGAAUACGGGCUUCUAUUUCUGGGCUGAGAAGCCUGAACGUAAAGUCCUGGGCCUCGAGGUUAAUCUUCUCGGAGAGGAGGAUCAGCUCCCUCUAGUGUCGAGGCAGGACCUCGAGGAUUUGAUUAACAAACUAAAUUCCGCGAAUGUGCAUCCUGAUAUUAUCGCCGAAGUAUCUCAGAUUGUUACAGAUUUGAGCACUCCCACGAAGCAACAGGCUAGACGUGCAAAAGCGUUCAAAAAUGGAAGUUUCCAUGAGGCAUCUAUGGGCCGCAGCACCUUGCUUGUCCGCGGAAACGAUGAUAUCAUCAGAACUUUGCAAAGCGAGAAGGCUAAGACAGAGACUAAGCUUAAAGGUGCGGAAAGCAGAGUGAGGAAGCUCGAAAGCCUGUUGCACCAACAGAGUCAUGCCUCGAGGACAUCUUCCGCAAACAUAUUUCCUCUGCCUUCAGAUGAACAUGAUCCAGGUAACAUGGCUUCAUCUCCUCAGUUCCGUGACGAGAUUUACAGACCUUCGUCUGUCUCGUCGCGGCGCUAUUCGGCGAACAAGACCCAGGAUGACAGGGCUGCUACACAGAGGUAUAUACACCUUGAGGCCGAUCUCAUCGCCGAACGUGAGCGAGCAGCUGGUCUCGAAAAAGAGGCCGCCGCAAAGUCGGCGAUGUUAACACACCUCAGAACUCAGUUUGAGGAAGCUACCUCGACUAAACAUGAUCUUAUGCAGAACCUAGAAGCGCAACUGCGGGAGUUCGGCACCGAGCGGAAAUCCCUGGAGGACGAUAAUAGGCGCCUCAAGAGUCAGCUGGAGGAUUACGAGGACAGCAUAGACCGGUCCCGGGAGAAUGAGAGGCUGACUUUGGAUGAGCAACUGCACACCCUGCGCACCGAGCUUAACAAGGUCCAAGCUGAUGCCGAAGCUGAAUCUCAGAAAGCCCAAGGACAGGUUGACUUUCUUCGGGGCGAUGCCCAGCUUCAAAGAGAGUCAAAUGAUAGUCUGCAGAAGCAACUGAAUAAAGCAAGGGAAGAGAAUAAGGAACUCAAAGAUCGCCUUGAUUCCGCAGAGGAUGGCCGACGAGAAGCGACCGCAUCGCUUCGUGGCGUGCAUUCCGUUCUAUUUCCCGCCUCUGAUGAACAAGCUCAAGCUCAAUCAACAGUGCUAGCCGAAAAUCUUUUGUCCCGUAUUAAAGACCUUAUCACUCACGCAGGUGUGCACGAGAGAGACCUUGCUUUGGCACAUGCCGAUCGAGACGAGGCCCAAGAAAAGUUAUCAGAAGUCAAGAAGGAAUUGGCAGAUAUUAAGGACAAAUUGAGUUCCGAUGAAUCGGAAAGUGUUAGACUACAGGAGGAGAUUGUUGGUGAGAGAGCGAAAUAUGCCGCUCUGGAAUCUAACAUGGCGGAACAUCAACAGGAGCUCACCAGCCUCCGAACCAAGUUCGCUGAGGGUGAGACAGAAGUGCUGCGAAGCAGGAUCAAGGAAGAGGAACAAAAAGUUACCUCAUUAAUAGCGAAGCUAACUAGCUCGAAGACCCAGGUUGGGAGUCUCCAGGAGCAGCUUAAAUCUGUUGAAGGCCGACUUCAAGAAUCUCAAGCUAAGCUCGAGAAGGUCAAUGGCAGGUUCGAAGGGCGCACCAUGCGCACGAAGGAUCUUACUCAGCGCCUCUACGCUCAGAACGACCGUAUAUGGAGACUGCUCGACCGGCUCAGUUAUUCCGUGACAAGAGAAGCUGAUUCUAUGACAAUCACCCGCAUCCCGCGGCAAGAGCGAGCCAACCUCACCGACUCUUCCGACCCUAGCUCAGCCAUGCGACGCAGCAUAUCCGGCCAAGCGAAGAAACCUAUGAUAGACAGCGGUGAUCUUGAGCUCCUCUACUGGAUGAAUAACGAUGACUCUGAGGUCGAGGGUGAAAAAUACGAAGCCUACCUUUCCGCCAUGGGUAGCCUCGAUAUCGAAGUCUUCUGCGACACCAUCCUGAAGCGCAUCAAAGAAACCGAGCAUCAAGCUCGCAAAGCUACACGUGAUGCGCGAACCUACCGCGACAAGUCGCACGCCGCGCAGAAGGAGGCCCACGAGAAGAUCGCCUAUCGGCAUUUUAAAGACGGCGACCUCGCCCUCUUCUUGCCCACGCGCAACCAGGCUAAUGGCGCAUGGGCCGCCUUCAAUGUCGGCGCCCCGCACUACUUCCUGCGCGAGCAGGACACGCAUAAGCUGCGCUCGCGCGACUGGCUGCUCGCCCGUAUCCAACGCGUCGAGAGCCGUGUGGUGGAUCUUUCAAAGUCGAUGACUGGGCAGCUGUCGACGGCUGGCGAUAACGGGUCUUUCGGCGAUGUGAGCGUAGACGAUAGUUUCGAAGAUGACAAUCCAUUUGACCUAUCCGACGGGCUGCGAUGGUACCUAAUUGACGCCGUGGAGGAGAAGCCAGGCGCGCCGCCCCUGACGCUAAGUCUCGGGAAGAGCACCGUCGCUGCAGCGAAUGUGGAUGCGACGGGGAGUAUCCGGCACUCGAAGAAGAUUUCAGGGAGCGCGGUAGACAACAUCAGCAAGACGCUCAGCCGCAGCCUCGACAGCCGCCGUAGCAGCAAUAACUCCCGCAAAGCAGCACCCUUCGCGUCUACGCCCGUUAAGCAGCCCGACAGCGCCGCCGCCGUCGAAGGCGAAGACUCCCUGCACCCCUCGUCAGCGACGGAAAUAACCCCCAGGCCGAACCACCCGCCGCAGUUGCAGGCAGGCGGCUCGAGCGGGCUAGAGGUGCGCGACUCUGAUACUACUCCGGCGGUCUUGGACCGUCCCCUUGGGCCGUGAAGCUGACGGUACGUGUUGUGUAUUAGGCGACCACAAGCACAGGGACCAGCCCUGGGAAGAAAAGCGUGAUUUGGGAUAGUCUCUGGAGUUUGGAUGUUAGCAUUGAUCGGGGACGGAAGUAAGCAGGUUGCGGAAACGUCUGGAGUUGUCUGGGGGUGUUUGGGGGACUUUUUUGUGGCACAUAGGUUCCGUAGAUGGUAUUUGGGGGUGGUGCAUAACAUAUCUACUAGCACAUAAAGCGUUAUCAUACAAUGAUUUUAUUUUUCAUUA
Messenger RNA from Pseudogymnoascus destructans, 4550 nucleotides. It is a transcript of the gene ATG11, whose product is annotated as oligomeric, coiled-coil, peripheral membrane protein. Gene Ontology annotation, molecular function: protein kinase binding; molecular adaptor activity. The record is from RefSeq and is a predicted model, not a curated record. The transcript has 3 exons. Gene Ontology annotation, cellular component: phagophore assembly site membrane; Atg1/ULK1 kinase complex; extrinsic component of membrane. NCBI's taxonomy places the organism in Eukaryota, Fungi, Ascomycota, Leotiomycetes, Thelebolales, Thelebolaceae. Bases 135 to 4280 code for a protein of 1381 amino acids. Gene Ontology annotation, biological process: autophagy of peroxisome; piecemeal microautophagy of the nucleus; positive regulation of protein phosphorylation.